CAGCACUGUUUCUCCACUUGUGAGAAUGAAGAUGUGGCUCCUUAUAAUUGUGGCAUGUUUGAUCCAAGGAAUUGUAAGUUCAGAAGCAUUUGUCAGAAGAAGAAGAAAUGUGGAUCCUGAAGCAUCUAUGAAUAUUAGUGAAAUUGUUACCUACAGAGGCUAUCCCAGUGAGGAGCAUGAAGUGGUGACUGAAGAUGGAUAUAUCCUUAGCAUUAACCGAAUUCCUCAUGGGAAGAAAAGCUAUGGGACGAAGAAGGGUCCCAAACCUGCUGUUUUUCUGCAGCAUGGUUUGCUUGCAGAUGGUAGUAACUGGAUCACAAAUUUGGACAACAACAGCCUGGGCUUUAUGCUGGCAGAUGCUGGCUUUGAUGUUUGGAUGGGAAACAGCAGGGGGAACACUUGGUCCAGAAAGCAUAAACACUAUACAGUGAAGCAAGAAGAAUUCUGGGUUUUCAGUUUUGAUGAAAUGGCUAAAUACGACCUUCCUGCCGCUAUAAACUUUAUUGUGAAUAAAACUGGACAGGAGAAAAUCUAUUACAUUGGCCAUUCACAGGGUACCACUAUAGCUUUCAUCGCAUUUUCAACUAUGCCAGAGCUAGCUAAAAAAAUAAAAAUGUUUUUUGCAUUGGCACCUGUAGCCACAGUCAAGUUCUCCACUAGCCCUCUGACAAAACUUGGAGUGCUUCCAGAGCUGCUGCUCAAGGAUAUGUUUGGAAAGAAGCAAUUCCUUCCCCAGAAUUCAUUGCUGAAGUGGCUUGCCACUCAUGUUUGUACCCACCGAUUACUUGAUGACCUUUGUGGCAAUUUCUUCUUUCUUAUAUGUGGCUUUGAUGAGAAAAACUUAAACAUGAGCCGAGUCGACGUGUAUUCAACACAUUGCCCUGCUGGGACAUCUGUACAAAACAUGAUCCAUUGGAGCCAGGCUGUUAAAUCUGGGGAACUCAAAGCUUAUGACUGGGGAAGCAAGGCUGAAAAUUUGGUUCACUAUAACCAGUCUACCCCUCCAUUCUACAAAGUAAAAGAUAUGACCGUGCCAACUGCAGUGUGGACUGGUGGACAUGACUGGCUUGCAGACUGGAAGGAUAUUGGCAUGUUGCUCACUCAAGUCACUAAUCUGGUUUACCACAAACACAUUCCUGAAUGGGAACAUCUGGAUUUCAUCUGGGGUCUCGACGCACCUCAUCGCAUGUAUAAAGAAAUCAUUAAAGAGAUGAGCACAUAUCUGUAAAGCUGCCUGGGCGGUGUGGGGUUAAAAUCUUGCUAAAUGCCUCUCUUGGAAUGUGUGGAGUUGUCUUGGAAAUAGCACCACAUCUUUAUUUAUAAUGCCUUUAAAAAUGCCAAUAAUGGCUACUGGUUUGGAUUAAUGUCUAUUUUUGAUGUAAACAGUGUUAUUUCUUUCACCCUUACAUUCCCUUUGCUAUCCUGCUGGCUUCAUGCAAUGUGGUAAUACUGUCAGAAAACAGUAAUGUGCCUUUGCCUAGAGGAAAUAAUUUUUAAAUCCAUGUAGAUUUAUUGAUAUGUUUAAAAGACAAAUUAACCCACUUUGCAUCUCAGGAGCCUGAAAGUUCAAAAGAUAAGCAUUUGCCCCUGAAUAAAAUAUUAACAUUGAUUUGAAAAUCAAAUACAGUUGAACCUCAGAGUUACGAACACUUGGGAUUGGAGGUUGUUCGUAACUUUGAAAUGUUUAUAACUCUUAACAAAACAUUAUGGUGGUUCUUUCAAAAGUUUAUAACUGAACAUUGACUUAAUACAGCUUUGAAACUUUACUAUGCAGAUGAAAAAUGUUUCUUUCCCUUUAUUGUUUAGUAGUUUAACACAGUACUGUACUGUAUUUGCUUUAUUUUUUUUUGGCCUCUGCUGCUCCCUGAUUGUGUACUUCCAGUUCCAAAUGAGGGGUGUGGUUGACUGGUCUGUUCAUAACUCUUAGGUUCUACUGUAGAUCUUUCCAAACAUGUUAGUGGUGCUCUUGCUAAUACAGUGACAGUUUAAAACUGGCAGCACAGGAACCAAAGAUACCUAGCUAUUUUCUCUUGUGCUUUAAUCAUAAGUUAGCCAUAUUUUUAAGAACUAAAUGCCCAGUUUACUUUCUUCCUAAUGUUACUCCAAGAAGAAUCCUGCUGACACUGCAUGUUUUCAGCACCAAUUGGAGUCUCACAUUCUGGGUCUGAUUCACUGUUGCAUUAUUCUGGACUUCAGUGCAACUCCACUGAUGUAAAAUUACACUCAGGCCCUUUAUGUCUAAAAUACAAAGUACUGAUGAGAAUUAUUACUUGCAAAUUGCUGGGAGAAGCAAACAGCUUAAAAGAAAACAAUGUGUUCUGUAUCUGUUACUUGUUAUGAAUUGCAGUGAAAAAGGUGGAAGAUGUAUAUAAUUUAUUUUUGCUCUGAUAACCACUGGAAAACAAGGCUCAAAUACGUAGUACUGGCAGAGGAGGGGCCAGAGGUAACAAUUAUGUAAUUCAAGUAUACUGUGCCUACACUUUCACCAGAACUCUGUCCAUAAUCAGCCGCUUCACUGAAGAGCUUGGAGAUCACAGGAUAUCUGUGGCAGAGCAGGAAUUAAACCCAAGGUCUCCAGAGUCCCAUUUUGUAAUCCUAACCACAAAGCCAUCCUUUCUCCUUUGGCUUCCUCCUCUAUUUGAUAUAGAUAGUAUUAGAUGUUAAACUCUUGGUGGAGAAUUCUUUGUAAAUAAACUAGAAAAAA
Molecule: messenger RNA, 2704 nt
Organism: Mauremys reevesii (Reeves's turtle)
Lineage: Eukaryota; Metazoa; Chordata; Testudines; Geoemydidae
Gene: LIPA
Product: lipase A, lysosomal acid type
Exons: 10
Coding region: 26-1228 (400 amino acids)
Molecular function (GO): hydrolase activity, acting on ester bonds
Source: RefSeq, a predicted model, not a curated record